Vitrella brassicaformis is the source of this 3467-nucleotide messenger RNA. The record is from the annotation of a GenBank genome assembly. Lineage: Eukaryota; Vitrellaceae.
AAUUCCCAUCUAUCUACUGCUAUCCAUCCCAUCCCUAAUGACUGGACUGGGUGAGUGAGUUGUCCGGGCUGUGUGCUGCGUGCUGGUGUACGUGACAUGUUUCGCCUACGUAGGUGCAGACACAGACACAGACACAGAGACAGACAGACCAGUAAGAAAAAGUUCAUGCCAUAAAGACCAGCACCAACACACAUCCACACGCGCCAAUGAAUGCCUAGAGGCCAUCGAUGAAACUCUCAGCCACGGCGACCUUCCUGCUGGCCACGGCCGCCAGGUUGCCCAGCACCCUCAGGCUGGCCCCUCCCCCCCGCGUGGCCAUCACCUGGUCGCGAAGGUCGACCUCCAUCUCGCCAAUCCUGACUGUCGGCCGGUAGUGCUGCAUGGCCUCGCUGAUGGCACGCUGAAGGAACUCCUGGCCUUCAUCGGUGGGCGACGAGACGAGGGUCAUGUUGUAGCCCAUGGCCGCCCAGGUCAGGUCCGUGGGGUCGCUCUGCGCCACGACGUGCAUGCUCGAGGCGCUCACACACGAGUAGCGGGGCACCACCGAGGAAAACAGAGACAGCGCCCUCGCGGCGUGGAUCUGACAACAACAGCAAGCAGUGAGUGACACGCAGAGUGCAACCCCGUGCCAUGUUGUGGUGGGGUGUUGUGUGCACUACUCGCUGGUUUACCUACCGGGUCAUCUGCGAGCCACUCUUCCCAGCUGCCUCCGCCCAGCGAUGGCAUAUCCACAUUGGCCGUCGUGACGCACACACUGCCGCUGGGGCACUGAAGCGACCCGCACUCGCCGCCCUCACUCUCGCCAUAGCGCGCCUGCCUGGUUCUGUCGGCGUAUCCUUUCCAUGAGACAUCGUACUUUGGAAUGAUGCUGUCCCAGAAGCCGCACUCGUCGUUCAUGUAGCCGGCCUCGCUGAGGGCACGGCCAGCCGGUGCGUCGUCGCUGAGGAUGGACAGCUUCAUAUACAGCCUCUCGUCGCGAGUGUAGGGGGGCCAGGGGGGCAGGGAGGAGCCGGCAGCAGAAUCACCAUCACCAGCACCAUCUGGCACGCCAGUGUUGGCAAAGUUUCUCCAGUACUGGUGGACUGUCUUGACGGCCUCCUCCUCGGCAGACGUGAAAGCGAAACCUGAACCGGACACACCAUUCAUCCCAUCCAUCCAUUCAUGUACCCUCCCGUCAGCUUCUUCUGUGUUGGUUGCACUGCUGACCCUCUGGCAUUCUGCGUGCGCUUUGCAGCAGCCAUGGCUGGUCCUCCAGGUGGCAUCUGAUCUCAUCCGUGCCGCAGAAGCGGUUGAGGGAGUGGAAAUACGAUCCGGGUGCACUCUUGGCGGUGAAUUUUUCACUCUCGGUGUACGACCACCUGGGCACACAAAGACACACACAAAGACACAACACACACUGCAUUGCCUUUUCCGUAUCUCUCUCUCUGUGCUUCUACCAUGCCCUCCCACCCUGAUUCGUAUGAGGCGAGGUAACACGUGCCCGUCACAUUGGCGCACAGCUGCCUCGUCGAGCACGAGAAUUCCGAAUGGCCGAAGGCACUGCUGAAGGAGGAUGCCGUGUCGGGCCUGUCGGGCGUCAGGCCGAUCGUGGCGGGUUCACCCACACCAUCAAGAGGGUACAGCUCGAGGAACUCGUCCUGGGUUCACACAGAAGACGAGAGAGGGACAGCAUAGGAUGCCAAAUUUGGAAGAAAAUUCGGCGUGUGGUUGUUUCUCUCGUACCGCCCUGGCGCCGAAGAGCCCUUUGAUGGUUGCCAUCCAUGUGACCGGAUUGAAGACGACCUGGGUGAGCAUGUCGGCGAAGUCGCGCGCAAAGAAAUUGAUGGCUUGGCGGAUGAUCACCGUCCCUUCGUGCGGUGUCGACGACAACAUCAGCGGCACAUCAGUGUUGUACUCGCCCUGCACUCACACAGGACAGACACAUAGCGCCAAUCACCGGCCGCAUGCAGCGAUGGUUGGACGGGCACGUCCGCCUAUUCUCACACACCGUGACAAGAGGGUCAUAGCAGUUGUUUGAGAGGACCUCCCCGUCUUCCACCAGCCGCCACGGCGCCAGUAUAAAGAAAUCCUCAAGAAUGAGGUACAUAUUGCCCAGCAGAUUCGCCGCAAGAAGGUCCUUCACAGGUGCGGUCUUGAUGCACUCGAUGUAGGCGUCCAGGUCCCUCUCGGCCUUGUGGACGGGACCGCACGAGGGCGUCAGGGCGGUCAGGGCAAAGUUGCUCUGCGCCGUGGCGAGCUGACAACAGAAGAGAGAGAGGCAAUUGCGUCAGCCUGGUCUGUGGUCCAUUCCCUUUGUGAGCUCACCUCGAGGGAUCUCCCGCUUUGGCAGCAGUCCUGCGAUACUGCAAUCACCUUCUUGAACAGCCGUCCUGCGCUCUCUGACGCGAGAUGGCAGGCGGCACUCACAGCACCCGCACUGAAGCCCACUAGUGUGACGUCACGCGAACCGCCGAAGUGCUGCACACAGACACACAUUGUGUAGGCCGGUCUCUCUCGUCUGCUCUGUCUGGUGUGGCGUGGUGUGCGUGUGUGCGUUGGUCACGUGUAUGUAUUUCUGUAUCCACUCAAGGGCCACGCGCUGGUCCAGAAAGCCCAGAUUCCUCGGCAGAUAAUCGGUGACGAUGCCGCCGAAGAUACCCAAUCGAUAAUUUAAGCCCACGACCACAAGACCUGACCAUACCAGCACAGACACAAACAAGGCGAUAUCAGCUGAGCAAGUGAAAAUCUCUCUCUCCCCCUCUCUCUCCCUCUCUCUCGCGCCCUCACCUGUCCUUUGCGCCAGUGCCGCCCCAUCAGUGAAUGCCGCCCCUGAUGUGCCGCCGUCCCAACCCCCCCCGUGGAUCAGCGCCAACACAUUUCUCUUUUCGCCUCGCUCUCGCACGCCUUUGGGCACCCACACGUGGAGGUACAGACACUGCUCCGCCAGCAAGCCACUCUCCGACAAGCAGAACUGCGGCGACCCAACGACCUGCUUGCACGCGGACGGACAGGCGGGCCCCUUGUUCGUGGCAUCGAUGUGGCCGCCUCCCAGAGGGAUGAGCGUCGGCUUCUCAAAUCUUGGCGCGUCUCCGAACUGGAUGCCCAGGAAGGCCUCUGUGUCGGUAUCUGCCUGGUCGAUGCCCCGGAUCUCUGUACCUGGUAUUGCACGUGUCACGCACAGCCACAAAGUGUCACUCAGAAGUGUGUGUGGCACUGCUUUUGUGAAGUGUGUGCCCACCAUCCGGUAGCUCGAUGACGACCGCUUCUCCGCAGCUGGCGAACACGGCGAGCAACAGCCAGACACAGACACCUCCCCUCGGCACACAGACCAUCUCCCCUUGGCAUCUCAAUGAUCUCAUCAGCGCGGUACGCGAGAUUUGCGUUCGCUGAGGCGCCUGAUGAGCGUUAAACCAACGAGAGGGGGUAGAGCUCUCGGUAGCUUGGCCCCUAUCUCGGCGGUUAUCGUUACCGCUCCCCGCCGUUCCCCC